Messenger RNA from Diuraphis noxia (Russian wheat aphid), 1478 nucleotides. RefSeq lists its product as uncharacterized. The record is from RefSeq and is a predicted model, not a curated record. Lineage: Eukaryota; Metazoa; Arthropoda; Insecta; Hemiptera; Aphididae.
UUUCAGCUUCAGUUUAAUCGUAUGCAUCCUGUAGUCAAGAACGCUGCAUCAUGUCUGGWUGUAAAAACAUAGAUUUGUCUUUUCUGCAAUCAAUGAUUGACAAGACCGAACCUGGAGUGAAAAUUAAUUCGUAUGAAAUAGCAUUGGGAUCAAAACGAGGUGAUAACUAUACAUCGAUGUUGUACAGAAUUAAACUAUAUGGUGACGACGGAUGGUCAAAAUCUCUGUUCUACAAGUGUUUGCCCGAUAACAGACAGGCGAGAAAUACGUAUAAAUCUGAGUUACUAUUUAACAACGAAGUGACAUUCUAUACAAAAUCUUGUACAGCAUUGAUGGAAUAUCAAGACCUCAAACAAUUGGACGAAACUUUUAACAGUGUGCCGAAAUGUUAUUUGGCCCAGAGCGAUAUCGUUAUAUUGGAAGACAUGCAAUUUAAAGGAUUCACCAUGUUAGACAGAAUGAAGGGUCUUGAUUUUAAUCACUGUAGAGCCAUACUUAGAGUCUUGGGUAAAUUCCACGCGUUGUCGCUGUCCAUGAAAGUCGAYCAGCCAGAAAAGUUUAAAGAAUGCAUUUCGGACGCAAUAAAAGAAGUUUACUAUAAGAGUGAAAACGAAUUGUGGUAUAAAGGAUAUUACAGACGAGCCGCAGAGAACGCAGAGAAAAUGCUGGAAACUGAAUUGACUGAGGACGAGAAACCAAAAUAUUUGGAUAAAUUUCGAAAAUUUGUCAACCAUGAAUCGUUCUUUGGGUAUAUGGUGGGACUAGUGUCACCUAAGGAAUCGCUAUCAGUACUCUGCCACGGUGACUGUUGGACGAACAAUUUUUUGUUUCAGUACGCUCAAGAUGGGAGCAUAUCUGAAGUGUCUAUAGUAGACUUUCAGUUGGCUAGAUAUGGCUCCCCGGCAUUGGACUUGGUCAGUCUUUUGUAUUGCUGUACCAACGUAGAGUUAAGGAAGCAGUAUUUACCUGAACUGUUGGAAGAAUAUUACGAUUCAAUCGUCAGUGUUCUAACACAAACAGAUUGCUUGAACCAUUAUCCUGAUAUUCGACAAAAGUUAUACGAAGAAGUGCGUGAAUACAAUGUGUUUGGUCUAGGAGUAGCCCUAGAUAUGAUACCGAUCAUUACAUGUGACUCGGAGUCGGCUCCAGACAUGUAUACGGAAGAUACGAUCAACAUUGACGACGAAUCCAGCAAGGAACCUUACCCGGUCAUGACUACAAGCAACUUAUGUCGCCGAAUGAUUGCUGACUUGGUCAAAGAACUCGUGGACAACGGAUGUUUAACAUAACAGGUUGAGUUAAUAAAGUUGAUGCGAUGUAUGAUUAUCAUUUAAUGAUAUACAUAGCCGUAUUAAGAUGGUUUUUUUUUUAAUUUGUGAUUAUUAUUUUUAUUCUAUUAUAUCAUUGUCAUUUAAUCAUAUUAUUCGGUAUUCCAUACGUGAUAACUGUUAUUUACUUUUGAAGUAUUAUACGGAUUU